Messenger RNA from Rhinocladiella mackenziei CBS 650.93, 927 nucleotides. RefSeq lists its product as uncharacterized. The record is from RefSeq and is a predicted model, not a curated record. The coding region runs from base 1 to 927 and encodes 308 amino acids. Lineage: Eukaryota; Fungi; Ascomycota; Eurotiomycetes; Chaetothyriales; Herpotrichiellaceae. The transcript is spliced from 2 exons.
AUGGGCGCGUCAAAGCCAACAUCUUCAUGCGUAAACUCUAUCCAGUUCGCCAAAUUAGAACCGCGCAUCAAGAACAUCUCACAAGCCACAAUUCGCAAGAAAUGGAAACCCUUGCCCGUCUCAUCACAGGAGAGAGUGCGAGAGAUACUCUUGAAUCUGAAAACGAAGAGGUCCGGGGCUGGUGGAUUGGACAGAGUCCCCGCCGUGGGACGAACGCGAAGCGCCGCUACACGGAAAGCGAAUCUGGCUACCACGGUCAAGGAGAGAGAGUACGAGAGGAUCGUGGAGGAAGUCGCUGAUAAACUCCUCUCGCGCCUUCCACGCAUGCCUUUCCCGCCAACAACAUCCACACAAGCAGACGACUCGCCAUUCAACCUCUCCAAUACCCUCCACCGCAUCCGAGAGCUGCAAUCUCAACUCACUACGAACGUGCAAUCUGCACAUCUUCUGCGGCGGCAAAUUCAACGUGAAAAGAAGGCCCUCAAACGCGACCGUGCGGAACUUGCAGGGCUAGAGGCAGCCUUGAAGAGUAAUGAGGCCCUCAAGCGGAAGAGGGGGAGGACCUUACAUCCGCUUGCGAGGGAUCUAGAUGAUGAAGUCGAUGAGGUGGAAAUGGAAGAAUUCGAGAGAUUGAACGCUGUCGCUGGGAUUGCCGCUGGAAGAUCAAGGGGAGUUGUGUCACACGAUCAGAAUGGGGCACUACAUCCUCCUAAUAGCGGCGUCAUGGAUCUGGAUGGCGAUCCUGAUCCAGAGCUAGAGCCUCUGCUGAAGCAAUUGCGAAGCCAUUUGUUGAGUAUGCAGAACAAUACAGCAAGUAUGAGGUCUGUGGUGGCGGCGAUGGAGGAUACGAAGACGGCGCUGGAUCAGUUUGUUGCUAUGAGGCUGGACAAGGGGACUUUGAGACGACUGGAUGGUCUUGAAGGCUGA